AUGGGCAUUCGGCGGCCAGAUAGAAGUCAAAACUCGCAUGGGCAUUCGGCGACCAGAUCCUCCGCGUGCGGAGGAACGUACGGAGGCACCUGGUGCCUCCGCAGUUUGCUGGUGCCUCCGCCAGAUCUCCGCGUGCGGAGGUUGCGGAGGUUUGGAACCUCCGUUAAUUUAAACAUGCAAAACAAAGUUCUGGAUGAAUACCAAAAGAAUGUCGGCGAUUCUUGGAAAACUGUGCAAGCUGAUAACACUGGAGAUGGUAUUGAUUUAAAUGAUGCUCUAACUAAAUUUCAGGACGGUAAGGGCAACAACUCAAGCGCAUCUCAAAACCUGGAAGAAAACCAAAGCCUUCUUGAUGAUAUGACUGGGAUGCUGCAACAGCAACUAACUCUCAAUUAG
Fraxinus pennsylvanica is the source of this 396-nucleotide messenger RNA. The record is from the annotation of a GenBank genome assembly. NCBI's taxonomy places the organism in Eukaryota, Viridiplantae, Streptophyta, Magnoliopsida, Lamiales, Oleaceae.